Somion occarium is the source of this 1493-nucleotide messenger RNA. The record is from the annotation of a GenBank genome assembly. Lineage: Eukaryota; Fungi; Basidiomycota; Agaricomycetes; Polyporales; Cerrenaceae.
ACCAGGAAGACACUUGGGAGCAGAUAACUUUGGACAUCCGUAUUUGUGGCUCGUUAUAGACCGGAAUGGCGUCACAUUUCCUGUAAAUGCGCUUUCAGGGUUUCAUUUUGUUGACCGUCCAGUGCUCUCACAUGUCUCUGUGCUCAAUCUUCCAUGUCAUUCAUAGCGCAGGUCACGCCGCUGCCUAGUGGCUCCAUGCUCGUUCCGUCAUCUCACAACCCUAUUCAGCUAUGGCGGGCCGCUCGAAAGACAAGGUGUCCUCGUGAGAAGUGUCAAGCCGUAUAAAUAAUGCUAUUCAUUGGAUGGUUGGGUCAACACCAACUUACAACCCAAUAACCACCUUUACACUCGCUACUCUACACUCACAAUGGGACGCACAGUCACCCAGUAUCGUCUUCCGGACACCUUGGCUAAAUGGCCCUAUCGUCGUCGAUUGAACUUUCAUUAUCUCCCUGUCAAGGCUGAAGCGUCAGCCUGGCUUGAGAGUUUCAAUGCUUUGAGCCCGAAAGCCCAGAAUGCGUUCAACCGCUGCGAUUUCAACCUCUUUGCAGCUCUCUCGUACCCGACGUUUGGCGAAGAUCGAUUGAGGACCGCUUGCGACCUCAUGAACCUUUUCUUUCUCUACGACGAAUACUCCGAUCGGGAGGGAGUCGACGGCAUGACCCAGCUCUCUGCUGAGAUCAUGUACGCUCUCAGAAACCCCCAUGAGCCUCGCAAAGAUGGGAAAUAUAUUGUCGGCGAGAUCUUCAGGCAAUUUUGGGAACGUGCAAUUAAGACCGGUAACCCCAACGCCCACCGCCGUUUUAUCGAAGCUUUCGAUCACCACACUGCGGCCAUGGUCGAAGAGGCUCAUGACCGUAGCAAACAGCGUAUUCGCGACAUCGAAGGAUACCUUGAAGUUCGUCGGGGGACGAUCGGCGCACGCCCUGCAUUCGGGUUGAUCGAGUUCGACAUGAACUUACCUUCCGAGGUUUUGGACCACCCUAUUGUACUUGAACUCGUGGCUGCUGCUACAGAUAUGCUUAGCAUCGGAAACGACAUCUAUUCAUACAACGUCGAACAAGCUCGCGGAGACGACACCCAGAACCUUGUCACCAUCGUGAUGCACGAAAAGAACGUUGACCUCCCCUCUUCUCUCACCUGGAUCAAAGAAUUCCACGACUCACUCGUUUCCACGUUCCUCACCAAAUCGAAGGAAAUUCCUUCUUUCGGAGAAGUCAUCGAUGCCGAGGUCGCGCAGUAUGUGGAAGCGCUGGGGAAUUGGGUCCGGGCUAAUGAUUGUUGGUGUUUCGAGAGUCAGAGGUACUUCGGAACGAAGGGUUUGGAGAUUCAGGAGCAGAGAGUGGUUACUUUGUUGCCGAAGGUGAAUCAGGCCAGUGCUUGAAGACGGAACAGCGUUAUGUUGAUAGACUUAGCGCGACCAUAAAUAUUCUUGUGCAUAUGUAUAGACCGUAGAGCUCAUUACUUCCAGCCUAUUUAUGCUUCCUAUUGGA